Leopardus geoffroyi (Geoffroy's cat) is the source of this 3581-nucleotide messenger RNA. RefSeq names its product ATPase H+ transporting V1 subunit C2 (gene ATP6V1C2). The transcript has 13 exons. The record is from RefSeq and is a predicted model, not a curated record. Gene Ontology annotation, biological process: proton transmembrane transport. Gene Ontology annotation, molecular function: proton-transporting ATPase activity, rotational mechanism. Lineage: Eukaryota; Metazoa; Chordata; Mammalia; Carnivora; Felidae. Bases 100 to 2148 code for a protein of 682 amino acids. Gene Ontology annotation, cellular component: lysosomal membrane; vacuolar proton-transporting V-type ATPase, V1 domain.
CCUCCCGGGAGCCGGCCGUGCGCUUCGGCUCCGUGCCCGUCCGCAGCACGCCCGCGCGGCCGCCGGCUCCCGUUACUGGAUAAAAGAAGUCUGGAAGCCAUGUCGGAGUUUUGGUUAAUUUCUGCCCCGGGCGAUAAGGAAAACUUACAAGCCCUGGAGAGGAUGAACACGGUAACCUCCAAGUCCAACCUGUCUUAUAACACCAAAUUCUCGAUUCCUGACUUCAAGGUGGGGACCUUGGAUUCCCUUGUUGGCCUCUCUGAUGAGCUGGGGAAACUCGAUACCUUUGCUGAAAGCCUCAUAAAGAGGAUGGCCCAGAGCGUGGUAGAAGUUAUGGAAGACUCCAAGGGGAAGGUUCCGGAGAACCUCCUGGCCAACGGAGGUUUGAAGGAAAAACUGAAAUGUUUAAAGAUUGACUUAACAUCCUUCGUGACCCACUUUGAGUGGGACAUGGCCAAAUAUCCUGCGAAGCAGCCACUCGUGAGCGUCGUGGAUACUCUAGCAAAGCAACUGGCACAAAUCGAGACCGACCUGAAGUCCCGAACGGCCGCCUACAACACCUUGAAGACAAACCUGGAGAACCUGGAGAAGAAAUCCAUGGGAAACCUCUUCACUCGGACGCUGAGCGAUAUCGUGAGCAAAGAAGACUUCGUGUUGGAUUCCGAGUAUCUUGUCACACUUCUGGUCAUCGUGCCCAAACCAAGCUACACGCAAUGGCAAAAAACCUACGAAUCCCUCUCGGACAUGGUGGUCCCUCGGUCGACUAAACUGAUCGCCGAGGACAACGAGGGCGGCCUCUUCACGGUGACCCUGUUUCGAAAAGUGAUCGACGAUUUCAAAACCAAAGCCAAAGAGAACAAGUUCACUGUCCGUGAAUUUUACUAUGACGAGAAAGAGAUAAAGAGGGAAAGGGAAGAGCUGAGCCGUUUGCUGUCUGAUAAGAAGCAACAGUAUCAAACUUCCUGUGUUGCUCUUAAAAAGGGAUCAUCCACCUUCCCGGACCACAAGGUUCAGGUAACCCCGCUAGGGAACCCCGAUAGGCCCGCUGCGGGGCAGACGGACAGAGAGAGAGAGAGUGAGGGCGAGGGAGAGGUAAGCAGCACCCGGGAGCCCUGGGCUUCCCCCGCUCGCAUGUCCUCGCCAGUGCAGGCGUCUUCUGAGAAAACAAAGCCUUGCGUUUUCUGGUACCGAAGGUGGCUUUUGGGGGCUCAAAUCAAGGAGCCCAGCAUCAAACGCCUUUCCUCCUCAUCCGGGGGGCCUCCUUGGAGCUGCCCCCCCGCCCCCGGCAGUGGAUGGUGCUUGCUGGCCAGGGUGCCCCCGCCCUGUCUGGAGGUGGCUGGAGCUGGUGACGGGGACAGGUGCUGGUGGUCGGGCGGCUCGGCUCUCCUCCCCUGGCUGCCCUGGCUGGACCCACCCCUGACCUUGGUGGGCACUUGGAGGUGCCUUUGCUCCAAGACUCGAGGCUCCCUCCCCCUGAGUAGCGGCCACAGCGGCAUUAGUGGCAGCUGUCGUGGCCGAGUGAGGCGGGCUCCUCGGAGGGCCCCCUGGAAGCGGCGGCUGGUGGAUGACGCCAGGACCCCGGGGCAGCGCCUCCCUGGGAGGCGGGCCCCUUCGCAGCACAGCGUCAGAGGGAAGCCUGCGGGCUGCCUGCUGACAGCCCUGAGGUCAGGGGCUGCCCAGCCCCUGCAGCCCGGUCUGGGGUGGCCGCGCGCGCAUGCGCCGGGUGGCUGGCCCGCGGCGCUUCCCCGGCCCCCCCCCCCGCCCCCCCCCCCCCCCCGGGGCGGCCCGGCCGACGGGGUCCCGGCCCUCGUCCGACCACCUCGCUGCUUCCGCUGGCCGCCGGGCAUCUCUUCGCCGCUCGGGGCUUGCUCUGUCAAAACCCACCUCCUCCUCGGCCUCGCGUGGGCGGAGCGGCCAGCGGGCGUCACCGGCUCUCCUGUCUCUGCAGGGCCCGCUGCUGCGCUGGCUCAAGGUGAACUUCAGCGAAGCCUUCAUUGCCUGGAUCCACAUCAAGGCCCUGAGGGUGUUUGUGGAGUCCGUGCUCAGCCCUGCGGGCCCUGCUGUCCUGUGCGCCGCGGCCCCUUCCUGCCAGACUCCGCGGCAGGCUCCGCCCGCCCCGUGCACCUGCCGGGGCCUGGCGACUCCUAGAGGAAACACGAGCAUGGUCUCAGUCCUUGAGCUCUGAGCCCAAGGCGGCACAAAAAAACGAAAGCCCUGAACCAAACCGAACUGACAACAACAAAAAUUUGGCCUUGUUUUUUUCACCAAAGUGAAAACAAUUACCGUGGGAGAUUUGGGAACUGUAGGUAAGCACGACCAAUGAAUAAAAAAAUCACCUGUAAUUUUAACGCCGGGAGAAAACUCUGCUGGCUAGUGUGCAGGCGUGAACCUUAGGAGUUUUUGUUCCUUUGUGUUUUGCUUUUUUUUUUUUAUUCUAGUUUACAGAUAUGCAUAUUUUUUUUUUACUAAAUUUUUGCAAAAAUGGAAUCAAGCAGUAUUUUUUAAAGCCUGUUUUUCUGCCACGUUUUGAACAUGUGCAGUGACAUGAGCUAUGUGGGGAGGGGGGAUCUUGGUAGCAUCACACACGGCUGGCUGUACCCUUUUUCUGGAAGCUUCCACCCCUGCUUCUUGGCCCCCUCUGGCCCUCUGACCCUCUGGAGUGCUCUCCCCAGCCCCUCCCCUGCCUGCAAGGCGGGAGGCCCCCCCCCCAUCCCUUCCCAGCCAUCCACCUGGAGGCCUGUUCCGUACCUUUCCUUUCGAGUCUGUGCCUCCUACCUCGUCCUGUCCGCCUCUCACCUCACACGGGCUUCCCCUGGACAUCUGGCUCAUCUUCCCUCCCGACCCUUCCCCCGGCUGCCCCGUCAAUGCCCGUGGGCUCACGUCUUUCCCAUUUCCAGACCCCAACCCUCAGGGCGGGCUCAGAUGCCUCUGCUCCCUCACCCUCGCCUCCUACGCCCACUCCUGCACCCCACGACGCUUCUGGUGGGCCCCCUGGCUUGCCCCUGCUUUCUCUCUUCCCUCCGUCCCCGGCCUCGCCUGGCCGGGCCGGCUCUUGCCACGGGCUCUCCCUUGGUUCUGUGCCUCCGGUUCAUCCUCCACGCGGCUGCCAGUGUGGUUUUGUCCAAGCACAAUAUGGCGGCCGCCAGGAUCUGACCGUGGCUCCUCUCGUGGUCAUCCACCCCCACCCAUCUCAGAGGCCUGGAGUGGCGUGGAUUGUGGCAUUGGGCUGCGGGGUGUAGACGAGCAAACCUGGAGUGUGCCAGCCACCUGUGGUGUAGACGGGGCCCGAGACUGACCCUGCUGGCCUCGAAAAUCAGUGGUUCUCAGGCUCACUACGGUGCGGAUGCCCGUUUGCUCGAGAGAGGUAGAGAUGGAUGUCCUUAAGUUGGAUGAAACAGGAUUUCUCCUAAAAGUAUAUGUGAAAGUAAUUCUUUACAAGACUCUCAAUGUAGGAUUUUUUUUUUUUUUUUUUACUGUGUCUGUAUUCUUCCGGAAUACGGUUGUAUACAUGAGCGCUGUUUGAAAAAUUCAAGUUCAGAAAUACAUACUGUGGAAACAGUUCCCAGUCCCCACUGCCCAUA